Messenger RNA from Musca vetustissima, 852 nucleotides. RefSeq names its product tetraspanin-5 (gene Tsp26A). Gene Ontology annotation, biological process: protein maturation; protein localization to plasma membrane. The transcript has 6 exons. Gene Ontology annotation, cellular component: membrane. Bases 7 to 834 code for a protein of 275 amino acids. The record is from RefSeq and is a predicted model, not a curated record. Lineage: Eukaryota; Metazoa; Arthropoda; Insecta; Diptera; Muscidae.
AAUAAAAUGCCUGUGCGAAAAUAUCGUCAUGAAACUCGAGAAGUCAGUUGUUGUAUGAAAUAUUUGUUGUUUGUGUGUAACACAUUGCUAUGGAUGACGGGUCUAAUCAUUUUGGCUGCUGGUGUCUGGGCCUGGAAUGAAAAAGAUGCUUUUAGCAAUCAAUUUAAGCUGACGCUGCUGGUCUUAGAUCCUGCCUUUGUUUUGAUUUGUACGGGUAGUGUGGCAUUUCUGAUUGGAUUUACGGGCAGUGUUGGAGCCUUAAGGGAAAACACCUGUUUGCUGGGGACGUUUAUAAUGCUAAUGUGUGUCCUGUUGAUUGUGGAAGUGUGUUUCGGGGUCCUGUAUUUAGUACUCAAGGAUAAAGGCUGGAUUAAAGACCAAGCCACCGAAGGUCUGCGUGCCUUCAUCAUCCACUAUCGCGAAGAUCCCGAUCAACAAAAUCUCAUCGAUUGGAUCCAAGAAGAUUGGCUCCAAUGCUGCGGUAUUGAGGGUCCCAAAGAUUGGGAUAGUAAUAAUUAUUUCAAUUGUUCGUCGAGUGCCAUUGGCAGUCGUGAGGCAUGUGGUGUUCCAUUUUCAUGCUGCCGUCGUCAACCCCAUGAGCUGAUUAAGAAUAAGCAAUGUGGCUAUGAUGUACGCAAGGAAGGCUAUAGUUUUGAAAUUGCCAAAAUAAUUUACGAUAAGGGCUGUGUUCAAGCCGGCGAAGAAUGGAUGGAAAGAAAUUUGAUUUUAAUUUCGACCAGUGCAAUUAUAGCAAUUUUCUUUCAGAUUUUAUUUGUCAUAUUCACACAAAAUCUUCGUGCAGAUAUUAAUGCACAAAAAUCUAAAUGGCACUGACAAUUGACCAAUGGCGUC